Nothoprocta perdicaria is the source of this 1909-nucleotide messenger RNA. RefSeq names its product N-myc and STAT interactor (gene NMI). The coding region runs from base 59 to 1153 and encodes 364 amino acids. The transcript has 9 exons. NCBI's taxonomy places the organism in Eukaryota, Metazoa, Chordata, Aves, Tinamiformes, Tinamidae. The record is from RefSeq and is a predicted model, not a curated record. Gene Ontology annotation, cellular component: cytoplasm.
CCAGGCUUCAAUGAAUUCAACAUAUAUAUAAUCUUCUGUACGCCACAGUGCCUUGAGUAUGGAAGCCACUCACCCUUCUAACCCAUCAACAGAUGAGAUGGAAAGUCUUAAAAAGGAACUGGAGAAAUGGAAGGAAAAGCUUGACAAAGUUGAGAAAGCAAAAGGUGAUCUUCUGCUUUGUAAACAUAAUGCUGAUGAAAAGCUUGUUAAAGCACGGAAUGAGAUGAUGGCAAAGUUUGCAGACUUGAAAGAGAAACAUGCGAAGGAAAGCGCUAUAACUCGGGAAAACUAUGAGACAGAGCUCUCUCUGAUAAAUGAAGAAAAUACUGAGCUGAAGAGAGAGAUUGAAAAGCUCAAAGAAGACCUUGCAAAAUGUAACUCAGUGCUUUCAUAUCAGAUUAAAAAAAAGGUACCAGAAAUGAAAAUGAAGUUCAUGGAGAUGAAAGACAUGAAAGAUGGUUAUCCAGAUACAGAUAUUCACUGUGUCUUUUACGUAAAUACAAAAAUCCCAUUCAAAUUGAAAAAAAAUGAAGCGCUGCUUACUUUUGAAGAAGAGGAAGUUGCGCAGAGGCUGACAAAAAUGGGUGAGCAUACUGUUAACCUGGACAGCAAAAUAACAAAUGUGAGAGUGGAGCCUUUUGCACUUGAAAUGGGAAUCAAAUUUGAGCUCCAUGUCACCAUUUCUGGAAAGACGAUCAACGUUUCUGAAAUACCAGAGCUAUCAAUUCCUGAUGACUGGAUGAGAGACAAAUUAGAGCUGCAUUUCUGCAAACCUGAACAUGGAGGAGGAGAAAUAGAGAAUCUAGAAUAUGACAAGAUGUCUAGAAGAGCUGUUAUCACAUUCUUCAGGCCUGAAGCAGCUAGUGGCUUUGUGACACAGAUGGAAUGUCCUUUCGUUGUAAAUGGAAAAAUAAACUUGGUUUCUGUGUCCCCAAGCACAGAAAAACACUUGGAAAAACUUCAGGUGUGUUCUGGGAUUUCUAAGAAGACUAUUCUGCUGAAAGGAAUUCAAGAGACUGAUGAGGAUGAAGAAAGUGUACAGGACAUGAUUGAAAUUCAUUUUCAAAAGCCUAGUAACGGUGGUGGAGAAAUAGCGAACAUCAAAUAUGUAUCAAAAGGGGUUACAUGGGCUUAUUUUGAGGAGGAUACUUAAUGAUAUAUGAAGUGUUAGAUAGAACUGUCCAAAUGCGGAGCUUUUGCUUCUUCAGAAACAACUAUCUGCAAAUAUGCAGAUAGUUCUUGUAUAACUGUGCGUUACUGUUCUGAAAUCUGUAUUUGAGAAAGAAGAACUGCUUGGCUUUUCUAUUCAACUAAGCAUAUAAAAUAACUGAAAAUCACUCCAUUUGAUUCCAGAAAUUCUACAUGAAAGUCAUAGAAGAGGCCUUUACCAGCUCUUGAAACUUAUAAGACUGUUCUCUGCAUUUUUUCUUUUUGCAGAUUUUCUCUUUUCCAAAUUUUGGGUAGGUGAUACACUCCAAAGUGAGAUAAAUCUAUUCCUUCUUAAUUUUUGGCUAGGAAAACCAGCCAUAAUGCCAUUUGAAAGUGUCCUCACAGACCUAUUUAAGUGCCUUGGCUUCAAAAAGUUUCCUCUCUCAUAACUGCUUAAAUUACUUAGCACUAUGCCUCAAAGACUUAAAAGGUUAAUAAAAUUUCCAUCAGCAACUACGUGGUAAGAUGAAAUGGCAGUAUGGAAGGAGCUUUGUGUGUGUGUGUGUAUGUAUAUCUGUCAAAUGGUGUCUGUGAUAGAAAAGGGGAGAGUAGAAAAUGCCAGAGAUUUCCGUAUGAAAUUGCACCUUAGGAGGAGUGCAAUACUCCGGCUUUUGGCUGUCAAAAUGCUGAUACUUUGAGGAUUUGAUCCAACUUCUGCUGAGCUGCUAAUAAAUUAACAGCUGGUGUGCUGAAUCUUCAU